Molecule: messenger RNA, 678 nt
Organism: Phytophthora nicotianae INRA-310
Lineage: Eukaryota; Oomycota; Peronosporomycetes; Peronosporales; Peronosporaceae
Exons: 2
Coding region: 1-678 (225 amino acids)
Source: RefSeq, a predicted model, not a curated record
AUGGUGACGUUAACAACGCGUGCGAAUAUGCCUGUUCCGCCGUUGAACCGUGGCAGCUCGAAGCAAGAGAAGCGGGACUUUAUGGAUAGUUACAUGGUCUACAAGAGACGUGUCGACGCGUUGAACCAGGGCACGCAGACACAAGUGUUCGUUAUGCCUAUCGGGGCCUGUAUCGAGCAGAGCACCUUGGUGCGUAUCUGCCGUUUCGAAUUGUUUAAACCCGAGGCUACAGUGACCGAAGAAGAUUGGAAAAGGUAUUUCCUCGACGCCAGGAACGCUGACUUCACUGCGUACAAGCAGCUUGAUGUGGCGGUGCGUGGUUUAACUGUUGAUGUUCAGCUUCAGGACGCAAAGUCCUGCAUGUCACGUCUGCUGGCCAAUUUCUAUAGUACCGGGGACGGGAUGAACAUGGAGAGCAUCAUUCACGAUAGAUCCGAAGCUCUGGAGUGCCCUGUUGGUAAGCCAUUGAAGAAGGAUGUGUCCAAGUUCGUUCGGUGGUUACGCCCUCAAAUAGAGGAGUUUAUGAAGUACGAGACACACAUUCUCGCAGCCCAGCAGGGAGUCAGUAACGCUGUUUCGCAGCAGCCGCGAAAGCGAAAACCCAGUCGUCGACAUGGAGGCAAACCGGAUCAGCAGCCCACCGACGGGCGGCAUCAAAGUCCUGGGGCGUCGGUGUAA